GAGCUCUGAAGCAUUCCUUCGUCUGUCUCUCCUUGAUCUUAGGGAUAAUCUCUCCAAUCUCCCAUGACUUGGGCAGUUUAAUAGAUUUAUAUGAGCCCUUGCCUGAUUUUCCCUUGCUGUAUCCCUUGCUAGAUUUUCCCUUUGAUUUGCUCUUGCUCCUCUUUCUUCUUCCUUUUCCUCCCUUGGCUGAUUUACCUCCUUUGCUUGAUUUUCCUCCUUUGCUUGAUUUUCCUCCUUUGCUUGAUUUUCCUCCUUUGCUUGAUUUUCCACCAGAUUUGCAUUUGGAUUUUCCACCCUUGGAUUUACACUUUGAUCCUUUACAUUCACAUUCAUCAAUGAUCUCUUCACUUUUACAUUUCUUUGAUUUACCUUUGCUAUCUUUACACAGGCAUUUACCAUCUUUGCUCUUUCCUCCAGUGCAUUCCUUUGAUUCAGGUUUUUCUGGCUUCUUGCAGCCUGCUCCUUUGCAAAUCUUGCAGAUUUGUUUAGGUGGAGGUUUAACAUCAACUUCACAACUUCCCUUGCUGUACUUUCCAGAUUUUCCUGAUUUCCCUCCUUUUCCUUUAGAGUUGCACUUUGAUCCUUUUCCAGAAUAUUUUGAUUUUCCUCCUGAGUAUUUGCCUGAUUUACCUUUUGACUUUCCUUUACUCUUGCUCCUCUUUCUUCUUCCUUUUCCUCCCUUGCUUGAUUUUCCUCCCUUGCUUGAUUUUCCUCCCUUGCUUGAUUUUCCUCCCUUGCUUGAUUUUCCUCCUUUGCAUGAUUUUCCUCCCUUGCCUGAUUUUCCUCCCUUGCAGGAUUUUCCUCCUCUGAUUAUGUCUUUAUCAUCAGGGAUCUCCCUUGUUUUGGGUUCAAUAUCUUCACAGACACAGUUUUCAUCCUGAAAAUGACAGUUUCAUAUGUUAUU
Messenger RNA from Owenia fusiformis, 904 nucleotides. Lineage: Eukaryota; Metazoa; Annelida; Polychaeta; Sabellida; Oweniidae. The record is from the annotation of a GenBank genome assembly.